UUUAUUUCUUGGAACGAAUCAACAGCCAUAAGGAUAACUAAGCUAAGACGUGUUCGUCAUAUUUUAUUACUUCAUAGUUCCACAAUAGAUUUCCUUUCCAAGCGUCAUGAAAGCUGCAUAGCUUGCCCCGAGGUGAUUGAGUCCCUCUUUUAUAUCACUCGAGUAUUUUCUUUCAGGUUUGAUUUAUUUCAAGCAACAAUUUCUCGUCUAUUUUACGGUUGUUCUUUCGAUUUGAACAUCUAGAAAUGUUUUACAAGACAGGAAUUACCGCUGCUUUGAUUGCAGCGGUGACAGCUGCUCCGGCUGCAGUCACCAAGAUCAUUGAACGCCAAGUCGAAAGCUCUGCUUCCGUCACAAGCUCCGCAACAGCUUCCACAGCUUCUGAAGCUUCCGCAUCUUCUUCGCCAUUUCUUUCUUAUUCCUACAAUCAACAAGCAUCUGUGAAUAGUGCAGCAGUUUCAUCGGUCGCUUCAGUUGCCGGGAUUCCCGCAUCAGAAAUUCCAGGAGCUACUGACCCGGUCCCGCCGGUUAUCAGUUCUCAAGUAACUGGUGCCACAAGUCAUGGCCCGUAUAGUGGCACACCGACGACUACUGGAGCUUUAAGUACUAUUGCGCUCGCCAGUGAGGUACCAAUCUUGCCACCUAGACCAGCCGAGCAAACAUAUGUACCCGACGGUACACUUCACGACCCACAACCAAUUCCAUAUCAACCAGCUGGUGGUUUAGGGACAAAUGGCACAGAGCCCGUCUAUCGUGUUCAAUCUGAUUUCGAUUAUCAAUCAAUUCUCUUAGGUCUGUACCAAGAAUGGAUUGAGCUCGAUCUCUUCCAUCACAUCCUUGCCAGGUUCCCGGAAGAGGAAUUCACAGCUGCUGGUCUCACUCCUAGCGACAGACAUCUUAUCGAGUUCAUGGCAAAUCAAGAAUCGGGCCAUGCUACUAUGCUUUCGAAUUUGCUUGGGGGACCCGGAGGUGCAACACCACAAUGCACGUACAAUUAUCCUUUUACUACAGUCACUGAAGCAUUUGACUUUUGUCAAAAACUCACCAGAUAUGGAGAGUCAGGUGUUUGGGGUUUCCAAGCUCAUCUUGACUCACGUGAAGUUGCACAGCUUCUUGAUCAAUCCAUUGCCACCGAAGCUCGUCAACAGGUUAUCUUCCGUCAAUUUUCAGGUCUUUUCCCCAUGCCAGUUUGGUUCGAGACCGGCAUUCCACAAUCAUGGGCUUGGACUCUUCUCGCACCAUAUAUUUCAUCUUGCCCUGCCAACUCUAAACGUCUUGUUUGGCAAAACUUCCCAGAACUUAAAAUUCUCAACCAACCAAACAUCGCUCGUCGCAAUGCUACCCAAACUGGUUUCAACGAAACUGUUGGAUUCGGUCCGGCUGCACCAAGUAACUCAAGUUUAGCACCAAUAGAUUCAUGCGUCGGUAACAACGUAACUGGAUUCGAUUGCUCGUCCUCCAUUUCCCAAAACCGAUCAAUUCCCCUGUCCUACCCCGGGCGUGAAAUCUUUCUCCAAUGGGAAAACCCAGGUAAACCCGUCGGACCAAAUAACUCCUACAUUACGGCCACCAGCGCCGCAAGGGCCGAAUGGGCAAUGUGGGUUUCGCAAUUGAAUAUCACUUAUUCACCUCUUUUAAAUGUUACGACGAAUAAUGGAGUUAAUUCGGCUAUGACGAUUCAACCUGAUGUUUCGACUUUUGAGGGUGAUCCAGCGAUUAACGGGACUAUGUUUUUGGCGCUUACGGAUACGAAUCAGACCUACUCGGCGUUUAAUUUAUCGAAUGUGAAUCCGCAUGUUGUUGCUUUGGCUAUGUAUCAAGCCGGUUAGGUUUAACUGAUGUUUUUGUUGUUGCGCUUGGAAAAGUAUAUGGGUGGAUUGGUUUUUUUGUAUGAUAUUUCGUGGCUUGUUGUGUCUUGUGUGGGUGUAGGGGUUUAAUGGUACGAUCGAUAUGUUGCGAUAGGAUACGGCAUAUUGGAGGAGUACUCAUAAUUCUUGUAAGAUGUUGUGUUAUAUUUAUGUAGCGAUAAUGGAAGAGAUCAUUACAUGUAUGUACCUACAUGUUCAAACAUUAUUCCAUUGUUGGGUAUUCCAUUAUUAAAUGAGCCUU
Sclerotinia trifoliorum is the source of this 2109-nucleotide messenger RNA. Lineage: Eukaryota; Fungi; Ascomycota; Leotiomycetes; Helotiales; Sclerotiniaceae. The record is from the annotation of a GenBank genome assembly.